Molecule: messenger RNA, 4215 nt
Organism: Aureobasidium pullulans EXF-150
Lineage: Eukaryota; Fungi; Ascomycota; Dothideomycetes; Dothideales; Saccotheciaceae
Product: TPR-like protein
Exons: 1
Coding region: 1-4215 (1404 amino acids)
Biological process (GO): protein O-linked glycosylation
Molecular function (GO): glycosyltransferase activity; protein binding
Source: RefSeq, a predicted model, not a curated record
AUGGACUCUGUGCUCAACCAGCAAGCCAUUCCGCCAUCACGAUACAUGAAUCCGCCUCCACAUCCUUUCUAUGGUCAGUCUAUACCAAGUGUCAUGCAGCCGCCGUUCCAGCAUCUAGGUCCAACGGCGUCAGGUAUUGACGGUCGUGGCCUUUACGGCCCUUAUUGGAAUGAUGGCACUUAUGUUCCAUAUCGCCCUGCCGCCGUCAGAGAUCCGCGUUUCUACCCACAACAUAACAGCCAGUACCCAGCGCAUGAUUUUGUGAAUCCUUGGAACGCUCCCGGGCCAGUUCUUACGUAUCCUGCGUCCUCACAUGUAUGGCCUUCAUACGAUAGUAGUUUGCCAACCGUGUACCCCUCGUUUUCUGGUGUGCACAGUAUGCCUUAUACCCCCGACUUCACCCCCAACUUUGGUCCUUCCCCCGCAAACGCUCAACAGCGUGAGCAGGCAUACAACUGGGCACUUCAAACCUACCGCGAACUAUUGGUGUAUAUUCAGCAAGUGCGCAAGUCUAGUCGACAGCCCUCAUCACCGUACCAGGCCUCUUCUCCUGGUCCAAAGUUUUACCCGAAGCCUCCAAAGUUUUCUGGGGCUCUUUCCUCGAUCCCUUCUGCCGAUUCGACAAGCUCUCAUUCGAUACGAAAGAAUUCUAUCUCGUCGCCAUAUGGAAACACUUACCCAUACGGCCCAAGCCCAUACGCCAUGCAUUCUUCAACGCCUUUGCCUUCUCCCGGAGCCAUGGUUCCACCCAUAGCUACACCUCUGUCGCCUGAUGUUUCACCGCCGACCCGAGCUGCCAGUGCCUUGACUUUGAUUACAAAAUUUUGCAACGAGACUUCCUGGCAAUGGGCUGACGGUAUACAUCUUGCCGGAUGUAUCGCGUACGGCCUUGGGUGUUAUCAGAAAGCCGAGGACUUUUAUCUCAAAGUCCUGUGUCUUGAGUCACGGCAUAUCGAGGCAAUGUCGAAUCUAGCUGCAACACUGGUAGCUCUGGAACGCAAGAAUGAGGCUGAGGAGUAUUGGAUGAAGGUUGUUAAAUUUGCACCCAACUACUUUGAGGCAGUUGAACAUCUAGUAGGUCUACUUUGCAGCACCUCGCGAGGAAAAGAAGCCAUCAAAGUCAUUGAAUUUGUCGAAAGAUCAUUACGGAACUCCAGAUCUCGUGAGCCACAAAAGGCUUCUGAUCACCACAGUGAGUUGUCCUCUAAUGACAGUCGUUCGUCCUGUGUUUCCGACAAAUCCGAUCCUCCGAUUUACGAUUUUGAAGCAGACGGCGAGUUUCUACGUGAACCUUCAAGUCCCAAGGAGCCUGGCUUCGGUUCAAGCGGAUACUCUAUCCCUGGAGCUGACAACGGACGCAUGCUUGCAUUAGUUCAUGCGAAGGGCAACAUGCUAUACACAUUGGGCGACAACAACGGUGCAGCCAAAGCUUUCGAAGAUGCGGUGCUGGUCGCAACCGGUCGUUCCUUCUCGGGCAUCGCUCAGCUUGUUACUCAUGUCCUCUCCGUUAUCUCUGUAUCUGGUCGUCCAAGUGUCGAAAACGUCGAGCCUGUACUCUUGUAUCCCGAGCAGGCUGCGAAUACAGCUCGUUUGUGCUUCCCAGAUCAUGGAGAACUGGCUGGUCUGCGAUACAUACCCGCUUCACCUUCAAGCCCUGCUAAGAGCGCCGCAGUCGCGAUAGCGAGCAACUCCCUUCUAUCACUUGCCAAGAUCUUUCAAGAUGGUAUGGGCAAAAACGUCCAAGGCGCUGGUGGAAAACCAAUGGUGUCUGGCGUGAGGGAAAUUCUCGCGCUCUACUACCUUUCGCUGUCAUUGCAGCCCAGCCCGUCUACCGCUAACAACGUGGGCAUCCUCCUGGCUAGCGUUCAGCAGUCCGUCCAACCAGCAAUGGCUUUUGUCAGUUCUCCCGUUUUCAAACAGGACAUUCCCGGUGUGCAUCCUGGAAGCGGCAUAGCACUCGCUCUCGCAUACUACAACUACGGUCUUAUGCUCGACUCCAGACAUGCUCACCUGUAUACAAAUCUUGGCAGCCUUCUGAAGGACAUCGGUCAACUUGAUGCAGCCAUCGAGAUGUAUAGAAGGGCUAUCCAAUGUGACGGUAAAUUCGAUAUCGCUUUAGCAAAUCUUGCAAAUGCCGUCAAAGAUAAGGGCAAGAUUGCCGAAGCGAUCGAAUACUACAAGCGAGCCGUCGACGUGAACCCUGACUUUGCUGAAGCCGUAUGCGGUCUGGCGAAUGCACUCAAUUCGGUCUGCUCAUGGCAAGCAAGAGGAGGCAUUGCCACAGAUGGUGGAAAGCGCGACCGCUGGCACGUGGAUCAAAACGGCAUGUUGCUGAGCGCAGCACUUUCUACACCUUCAAGUACUGGCUGGAUCAACCGCGUCGUUCAUAUUGUUGAGAAACAGCUUACAGAAGGAGAGGGCUGGGGCCGUGGAACAUUAACGCCGGCCAUCAUCGACUCUCUGAUUCAGCAAACCAGAGAUUUCGACAAUGACACGCAGGGAUUUGCGAACGAUGAACGACGUCUUCGACAGAUGAUCGCAAGCUGGUCUGGCCAGAAAUGGGAAGGCGCGCGUUGCAUCAAGCUCAUUGAACGUCUAACGAGACGCAUCAGCUGGCACUGGUACCAAGACAAGUAUGUGCGGAAAAAGGGUACAAGGUCAAGUUAUCUGAGGCCUCGGCUUCCCACGGCCCUCAAUGUCCCAAACGCACCUACAGUUUUGCCCUUCCACACCUUUACUUGCCCAGUGUCCGCAAAGCAGGUCCGCCUCAUCUCAGAACGUAAUGGUUAUCGCAUUUCGACUUUGACAUUGCGCAUGCCUUGGCUGCCCGCUAACGUAUAUCCUCCGCCAUCCCCUCCGUCCCCAGAGCUCAAGGUUGGCUACGUUUCAUCAGAUUUCAACAACCAUCCAUUGGCUCAUCUCAUGCAAUCAAUCUUUGGCUUGCACGAUCAGCGACGAGUCGAGGCUUUCUGCUAUGCCACCACUGCCUCAGACAAUUCACCCUACCGGCGAAAGAUUGAAGAGGAGUCGCCGAAUUUCCAUGAUGUGAGCAGUUGGACAACUGAGCGCCUCAUCAACCAGAUUGUAUCGGAUGGGAUUCAUAUCCUUGUUAACCUCAAUGGAUACACAAGAGGUGCCCGUAACGAGGUAUUCGCUGCGCGCCCGGCCCCAAUCCAAAUGGCUUUCAUGGGAUUCGCUGGUACCUUGGGAGCUGAAUGGUGCGACUAUCUUCUUGCCGACGAUACUGCCGUACCACCUUCUGCUCUUCGACCAUGGCGACGAAAUCUUGAUGUUCAAGACCGAGUGAUCCACGAAGCAGAAAGCGAAGAGGGUGACUGGGUAUACGGAGAAAACCUCGUGUACUGCCGGGAUACGUUCUUCUGUUGCGACCAUCGACAAAGUGCACCAGAUUCUGGAGAAUGCAGGUUGACGUGGGAAGAUCAGCAAAUACAACGAUGGAAGAUGAGAAAAGAAAUAUUUCCAGCCCUUGCUGACGAUGUUGUCAUCUUUGGAAACUUCAAUCAGCUUUACAAAAUCGAGCCUACCACGUUCCGUACCUGGCUUCGUAUACUGGCUCAAGUCCCAAACAGCAUCUUAUGGCUUCUGCGAUUCCCAGACGUGGGCGAGAUGCACCUCAAGCGCACUGCUGAGGCAUGGGCUGGACCCAAUGUGGCCGCUCGUCUUGUAUUCACUGAUGUGGCGCCCAAGCAUCUACACAUCAGCCGUGCUCGAGUUUGCGACCUCUUCUUGGACACUCCCGAGUGCAAUGCGCACACCACGGCCGCCGAUUGUCUCUGGAGUGGCACGCCUCUACUCACAUUGCCACGCUAUGAGUACAAGAUGUGCAGUCGCAUGGCAGCCUCGAUUCUGAAAGGCGCUCUGCCCAAGUCACCAGUCGACGUCCGUGAGGCUGCCGAAAGAGACUUGAUCGCAUCAUCCGACACGGAAUAUGAAGAGGUAGCUAUUCGGCUGGGCAAAGGACUCAUUUAUCCGAAGUCAGGACCUGAUGUAGGCAAGGGUGGAGGAAGACUAGUCGAGCUCCGGAAGAUCUUGACCGAGUCAAGAUGGACUUCCGCUUUGUUCGACACUGCGCGAUGGACUCGCGACCUUGAGGAUGCGUAUGAUGAAGCGUGGAGACGUUGGGUUGCUGGUGAAGGUGGCGACAUCUGGCUGAAAGAUGUUCCUCGUGGCGGUCAUAGGAUACAAGAAGUUUGA